Molecule: messenger RNA, 1468 nt
Organism: Saprolegnia diclina VS20
Lineage: Eukaryota; Oomycota; Saprolegniomycetes; Saprolegniales; Saprolegniaceae
Exons: 2
Coding region: 1-1392 (463 amino acids)
Source: RefSeq, a predicted model, not a curated record
AUGCCGUCACCGCUGUUCUGGACGCUGCUGCUUCUAGUAGUCGCUCUCGUUGAUGCCCGGUGCUUUUGCCCGCCAAUCUGCAGCUUCCCACCCUGCGGGUCGUCGGUCAGCGGCUACGAGCGCAGUUCGUGCAACGACCUUGAGGCGCAGUCCGAGUGCAACCGCGCCAACGCCAUGGUCACGGACAUGGUCAACUCGGCUGGCAUCAACGCCGACAACUUUCUCAAAGGGAUCUUGCUCCGCAACGCGACAGUCUCGGCGCUGCAAGCCUCGUACCUCCGGUCCAUGCUCUCGGAAGCCUUCGAGUGGGGCAAGCCCAUCGGCGAUUGCUCCGACGGUCUCGCGACCAACACGCACCUCGCCAGCGUCAACGACAUUUGCUUCUCGGUGCCGCUCUUCCAGCAGUGCGACGCGCUCGCCAAGUCCGUGCCGCAGUACUUUAGCAACAUCCACAACGUCCUCGCCGACCGGCUGCUCGCAGACGGCGCCAACAGCUCUGUGCCUGGCAUCGUCGAGCAAGGCAAGCUCACAGCGGUUGCGACCGAGCUCGUCGCGGCCGUGAAGAACCGAGAUACGAUCGCGCGCGAGUCCAACAAGAUCCGCUGUCAAGGGUACAACUCGACCGUCGACAGCCACAACCCGCCGGCUUGCAUCCCGUCGUUCGAAGCGCAUUUCAGCUUUUGCUUCCACCUUGAAAUGCCACCGCUUCGCUUUGUCGUGACGCUGCUCGCGUGCUGGGUGGCCCUCGGCGACGCGCGGUGCUACUGUGCGCUCUACUACUUUUCGGACAAGGACGAAUACCGCCAGACGCCGUGCAACGACCUUGAGGCGCAGUCCGAGUGCAACCGCGCCAAUGAUCAAGUGACCGACAUGGUCAACUCGGCCGGCCGCAACGCCGACCUGUACCUCGAGGGGCUUGUCUUUAAGAACGCAUCCGUGACGCCGGCGCAAGCGUCGUACCUCCGGUCCAAGCUCUCGGAGGCCAUGGAGUGGGGCAAGCCCGUCGGCGACUGCGCGAAUGGGCUCACAACCGAGACGCGGCUCGUCAACACCGACUACAUCUGCGUGUCCAUGCCGCUCUUCCAGCAGUGCGACACGCUCGCAAAGUCCGUGCCGCAGUACUUUAGCAACAUCCACAACGUCCUCGCCGAGCGACUGCUUCUCGAGAACGUGACGGGCAUUCUCGAGCAAGGCAAGCUGUCGGCGCUCGCCACCGAGUUUGUCCAAGUGGUCAAGACCCGCGACUCGAUCCAGCGUGAGUCCAACAAGAUUCGCUGCCAGGGCUACAACGCGACCGUCGCGAUUCUUCGCAAGUCGGCGGCGCCUGAGAUUUCCAUGGGCCCCGCAGCGCUCUUAUCUGCUGUCUUGGCAGCAUUCGUGUCGAUGCAUUAGCCCGUAACUCUAAACAUGCUCAUUUUGUCUUUAACGAAGCCUGGUCCUACAGUCAACUUGUACGAUUAAAGAGUAC